AUGGGUGGGGGCGGGCAGGAGGACAAAUUACUAGAGCUGGAGCCCCCACAUAAGAUGGACCUGGACACAGAGCCGGAGGUGGAGCCUGAGGCCAAGCUGAGCUCCAACUUGGAGGCUGGCCAUGAAGACCUGGAGGAGGAGAGGUACAGAGUAGAGCCCAUCCACCCCUACAUGGAGGAGCCGCCGGAGGACGACACCCAGCAGGUGGGCUACCCGACUCCUGUGGAGGAGGCACCAGCCACCCCCUCCCAUAACUCCAUCCACGUGCAGACCUCCAAGCACCUCUUCUGGGCAGACAAGAUCACCCAGGCCUCGGAACAGAACCUGCAGCGGGAGACCAGCGGGCAGCUGAGUGAGAAGAGCUCAGAGAAGACCAUCAGCCCCCUGAACCAGGAGUCGGUCCCCAAGGAUGCCCCGAGCUCCGAGAAGCCGCUCCAGAGCCCCAGUACCCCGCCAGAGCCUCCGGACGCCGGCUCCGGCCAGCCGUCGAGCACCCACUCCUCCUCCAGUCUCCCAGCAGUCAUCAGCCUGCAGGAUGUGGUCAACUUGGCCACGUCCCUGGCCAUAGCCUCCUCCAGCAAGGUGGACCUGUCCGGUUUGGAAUACGUGAUGAAAGCUCCCCAGCAGAAGUCCAUGGAGCCCUCUCCGGCGCCGCCGCCCUCGGUGGAGAGUGCCACCCCUCGUGCCAAGGAGGAGCCGGAGCAGGAGAAGCCCCCUGAGUUGCUAAGGAAGCCACCAGAGAAACUGCUGGAAGCCGGGGACCCAAAGAAAGUGUGCAAGCAGAAAGACGAGAACAAAUUGCCCCUUCACCUUGACUUGAGCAAGCUGGGGUCCCGGAAGGCCAUCAUCGAAGGGAAAGUGACGUUCCUCCAGACCCCAGUCACGUCCCCCCCACAGACAAGAGACAGGAAAGAGUAAGCGAGGCUGGCGCGCAGCUCCCCUGCAAGAGGAGGCUGUGCCGGGACCUGU
Phyllostomus discolor (pale spear-nosed bat) is the source of this 969-nucleotide messenger RNA. RefSeq names its product spermatogenesis associated 32 (gene SPATA32). Gene Ontology annotation, molecular function: actin binding. The transcript has 3 exons. The record is from RefSeq and is a predicted model, not a curated record. Lineage: Eukaryota; Metazoa; Chordata; Mammalia; Chiroptera; Phyllostomidae. Bases 1 to 918 code for a protein of 305 amino acids. Gene Ontology annotation, cellular component: perinuclear region of cytoplasm. Gene Ontology annotation, biological process: spermatogenesis.